CCUCUUUGUACCUUGAUUAGCCACGCUUACGUUACUUCAUCUACGCGAAAGGAAAUCGACUAGGCGGGCAUCUACAGAACGAUGUGUUGAACUAAAAUUUAAGAGGGAAUUUUAAAACGCCGCAUUGCGAGUCAGGAAGUUUAAUUCGAAAUAAUAUGAUAAUAAUUUGAUAUUGAUAGAUGCAAAUAUCACUUAAUAUGUCAUAACCUUAUUGGAUUGUAUUCUAUGAGAAUGUCAUUUUAAAAAUUUAACCUAAUCCUUCAAAAGUAUGAGUUAUAAAUCGAUUGAUUAGGGUUUUAAAUUGUGUUUCAUUUUUAUUUAAAUUUCUAAUGUGCAGAUACCUUACAAUUUGCCGAUUUUUCAUUAUACAGGUGGUACGUGCUCCGUGUCAGUUCACUGUAUAAUUGCUUCAAUAAACUUUAAGUGAGCUGAAAUGCGAGCAACAAGUUUCAAGUUGAAUGCUUCCGCAGUUAUCUAGUGCUGGAUGGACAUGGUGUUUUAUGUACUUGAUGUGACAACGACGUUAUCUACAUCAUGGCGAAAGCAGUAGUAGACGACAAGGAACACGGGGAACCAAUUCCGUACGACCCGGAUUUCAAUGGUCCUUUAAGGAAAAGAAGCUGCACUGAUGUCCUUUGUUUGGCCGUAUUUAUUUGUUUUAUAGCAGCAUGGGCUGGUAUUGGACUUUACGCAAUACAAAAUGGCGAUCCUAGUUUACUGUUAGUCCCUAGAGAUUCCGCAGGACGUAGAUGCGGAAGAGAUGUGUUGCACAAACCUUAUUUGUUCUUCCACGAUUUAACGCGAUGUUUAUCGCCUACAACUCCCUUUACAGGGUGUCCCACGCCACAAGUUUGUGUCAGUGCAUGUCCUACAGAAGCUUACGUAGAUACUGCAACAUCACAAAGACCAAAUCAGUUUUUAGAUUAUUGUGUUAAUUCUAACAGCGAUCUAAUAUGUCCAAAUUGGAUAUUACCUAGUACUGCAUUUCAAAAACGCUGCAUUCCUGCCAUGAAUAAAGUGACUGAUUCAAUAAUUAAUGACAUAAAUAAUAAUACAGCCGAAAAAGUAACUUUACCUGAAUUAUUCCAAUCCGUAACCAAUAUUAAACUUCUUUCUGACGUUGAAGAGACCGGCCAAAAUAUAGUUGAAGAUGUAAUCCGAUCCUGGUGGAAAAUUAUAAUAGGCGUACUAUUGGCAUUAGUAAUAUGUCUGAUAUACAUAGUGAUCUUAAGAUGGUUAGCCGCGCUUAUGGUGUGGAUCUCCAUUUUCGGCGUACUUGUAGGUCUAGGAGCAGGAUUAUACUUUAGCGUUGUGAAAUAUAUUGAGACACGCGAUGCUUACACAAAGGUUUUAAACGAUCAGACACGGUAUGAGGACGAAAGGGAAUAUGAAAGUUCUCACUUCAAAACCAAACGUGACCUGUGGCUUGCAGGUCUUAUAAUCAUAUCUGUAGUAUUAGGAAUUAUCCUAUUGGUGCUUAUAUUUUUGAGAAAGCGUAUAUAUCUGGCUAUAGCCUUGAUCAAGGAAGGAAGCAAAGCAGUAAGUUCAGUAACUGCAUCACUUUGUUUUCCAAUUGUGCCUUGGAUUCUACAAAUCUGUGUCAUCGGUUAUGCUAUAAUAGUUGGUGUUUAUUUGGCAAGUACGGGAAAACCCUUAUAUAAAACUAGGCAUGUAGACGAAAAUUGCACAAAGGAAAUAACUAUACCCGACGAUGUUAAGUGUGAUCCCGAUUUAUGGAUAACGCUCAUGAAAAACUCAAGCAUAGCCGCAGCUUGUGUGAAUGCAAGUUGUAGAUUUAUUGGGACGAAUGAUGUCCUUUAUCCAUAUUUACAAGCUUAUAACAUUUUUGGAUUCUUGUGGCUAGCCUUUUUUGUGACCGCAUUGGGGCAGAUGGUCCUUGCUGGUAUUUUUGCGCAAUGGUAUUGGACUUUUAAUAAGACCCAAAUUCCAUUUUUUGCAGUCACGUCUGCUUUCUUUAGGACUUUAAGGUAUCACAUUGGAACAUUAGCAUUUGGAUCUCUGAUUAUUGCGAUAUGUAGGAUAAUUAGAAUAAUCCUAGAAUACUUAGAUCACAAAUUGAAACAGUACGAUAACGAGUUCACGAGAGCCAUUAUGUGCCUUUUGAAAUGUUUCUUCUAUUGUUUGGAGAAAUUCCUCAGAUUUUUAAAUAAAAAUGCCUAUAUUAUGUGCGCCAUUCACGGGAAGAAUUUCUGUAUAAGCGCCAAAAAUGCAUUUAUGCUCCUUUUAAGGAAUAUUGUUAGAGUAUGGGUAUUGGAUAAAGUUACAGACUUCUUGUUCUUCCUUAGCAAACUUAUGUUAACACUCGGAGUUGGAGCCGUGUCAUAUGUCUUCUUUGUAUCAGGCUUAUUACCAACGAGCAUAAUAGAUAAUUCAGGUCUUAACUAUGGUAUUGUUCCAGUGGUGAUAAUAAUGAUUUGCACGUACUUGAUCUCAACUCUGUUCUUCAGCGUCUAUACUAUGGCUGUUGACACAUUGUUCUUAUGCUUCCUGGAAGACUGCGAACGAAAUGAUGGUUCCCCGGAAAAACCUUAUUACAUGUCUAAAAAUUUAAUGAACAUAUUUGGCAAAAAGAACAAAAUUGAUUAAAAAAAAAACAAAUAAUUUGAUUCAGCAAAAACAGUUAGAACUGUACCCUUUAGUUUCUAUACGGUAUUUCUAUUAUGGAGACAAUGAAUACAUGAAAUUGAAAUGAUAGUUACUUUCCGCAAAAAGACUUCAAAAUUACUAUGGUAGAGACUAUAUGCCAAAAAAAGUUAGGAAAAUUAAGACUUUAGUUUUUCAGGUUCGAUUUUUGGCUGCAGAUCUAACUAUUUUUGCCGAAUAUGCAUGUGUAUGUAUGUAGCAGUAUUUUUUAUAUGAAAAACCGAAGUAUCUGUGAUAAGAAUAUUGUGAAAAUGUAUUCAUGCUAUAGUAUAUGCCAAAUAUUUAAGCUAAACCAACCAAAACUGAUUUUUUUAUGUAAAAACGAUUUUAAAGCAUAUUGUAUAUACAAUUUAUCUUACAAAAUUAUAUUUAUAUAUUUUA
Psylliodes chrysocephalus is the source of this 3045-nucleotide messenger RNA. The record is from the annotation of a GenBank genome assembly. NCBI's taxonomy places the organism in Eukaryota, Metazoa, Arthropoda, Insecta, Coleoptera, Chrysomelidae.